Molecule: messenger RNA, 2304 nt
Organism: Cornus florida
Lineage: Eukaryota; Viridiplantae; Streptophyta; Magnoliopsida; Cornales; Cornaceae
Product: aspartokinase 2, chloroplastic-like
Exons: 14
Coding region: 436-2157 (573 amino acids)
Biological process (GO): amino acid biosynthetic process
Cellular component (GO): chloroplast stroma
Molecular function (GO): aspartate kinase activity
Source: RefSeq, a predicted model, not a curated record
AAGCAUAUGAUUCACAAUUAUAUUAUUACAAAAUCAAUUGUUAGAUUUUGAUUGGUCGGUCACCAAGUAUUACUGGUAUUAAAAUUACACAUUUCUUCUCCCUAAUACCAUUCAUUCCAAAUGAGAGGGCGGCGCCGAGUCUCUUCUGUUUCACCCAGAUUUAUUAUUGAGCUUUUCUUCCUUCCUUCCCCCCCUCUCAAGCGGACCACUUGAGGGAGGAAUCCAUUGCAAACACCAAAACCCUAGACACACACAUCCUUCUCUCUGUCUCAAAACCUAACUCGCAUUGCCUCCUCAUUCUCCUGCCCUGCCCUGUCCUGUCUCUCUCAAGCAAACAUUAUUAGUUAAUUCUCUCUGGUGGUUUUCGGAAAACACAGAGUACCUCAUUUGUCGAAACAACUUGUUUACUCAUCAUCCAUUGUGUCUUCAAUUGGUAUGGCCAAUACAAUGCAUUUAUGUGGUGUUAAAACUCUCUACCCUGGAUUGUCAAAGAGAGCUUGGCACGGGCAUCCGCUGCCGUUUUCACAGCAGCACCAGCAGCUUCAUUUUGGAGUGUCUAUGGCUUCGGUUUCUGAGUUAUCUACAACGGUGUGGAAUUCAAGUCGGAGAAGAGCUUUAACCAUCAAUUGUGAGAAAGCAAAUAUAGAUGUGCUUGAACGGAAUGAUGCCAAGCAUAAAACUUGUCACAGAGUAGCUAAAGAAUUGACAUGUGUGAUGAAAUUUGGUGGAUCUUCAUUAGCCUCUGCAGAGAGGAUGAAAGAAGUUGCUCACCUUUUUCUCAGCUUUCCAGAAGAAACCCCAGUCAUUGUUCUCUCUGCUAUGGGAAAGACAACUAACCUCCUUUUGAUGGCUGGAGAAAAGGCAGUCAGUUGUGGCAUUUCUAAUGUCUCCAAUAUUGAUGAAUUCACAUUUGUGAAAGAACUGCAUCUCAGAACCAUUGAUGAACUGGGAGUUGACAGGUCCACCAUUGCAUUACACCUAGAAGAACUGGAGCAACUUCUGAAGGGAAUUGCUGUGAUGAAAGAGUUGACUCUACGCACAAAAGACUACUUAGUCUCAUUCGGGGAGUGCAUGUCAACAAGAAUUUUUGCAGCUUAUUUAAAUAAAAUUGGUGUUAAAGCCCGGCAAUAUGAUGCGUUUGAUAUUGGUUUUAUAACAACCGAUGACUUUACAAAUGCGGAUAUUUUGGAAGCAACUUAUCCAGCUGUUGCAAAGAGAUUACAGAGUGAUUGGAUGAGUGAUGCUGCAGUUCCCGUUGUUACUGGCUUCCUUGGAAAGGGCUGGAGAUCUUGUGCAGUGACGACAUUGGGUAGGGGUGGUAGUGAUUUGACAGCAACCACUAUUGGUAAAGCGUUGGGGUUGCGAGAAAUUCAGGUAUGGAAGGAUGUUGAUGGUGUUUUGGCUUGUGAUCCUAACAUAUAUCCACAUGCAGAACCUGUGCCAUUUCUAACAUUUGAGGAGGCAUCUGAACUUGCAUAUUUUGGUGCUCAGGUCCUGCAUCCACAGUCCAUGAGGCCAGCAAGAGAGGGAGAUAUCCCUGUUAGAGUUAAGAAUUCUUACAACCCCAAUGCCCCAGGUACCCUCAUCACUAGAACAAGAGAUAUGAGUAAGGCGGUACUAACUAGCAUCGUUUUGAAACGGAAUGUAACUAUGUUGGAUAUUGUUAGUACUUACAUGCUUGGUCAAUUUGGAUUUCUCGCUAAGGUAUUUUCAAUCUUUGAAGACUUGGGUAUAUCUGUGGAUGUUGUAGCUACUAGUGAAGUUAGUAUUUCCUUGACAUUGGACCCAUCAAAGCUCUGGAGCAGAGAACUGAUUCAGCAGGAACUUGACCAUGUUGUGGAAGAACUCGAAAAAGUUGCAGUUGUAAAUCUCCUUCAGCAUAGAUCAAUCAUCUCUCUCAUUGGGAAUGUUCAAAGGUCCUCACUGAUUCUAGAGAAGGCAUUUCAUGUUCUUCGUAACAUAGGAGUCAAUGUUCAGAUGAUCUCUCAAGGUGCAUCUAAGGUUAACAUCUCAAUGAUAGUAAAUGACAGUGAAGCAGAACAAUGCGUCAGGGCUCUCCAUUCUGCGUUCUUUGAGAAUGAUCUCUUCGAAGUAGUCUUGAAACACGGAUAUGAGAAUGAUUCUGUUUCAAGAUUGUCAAAUGAAUGUUCAUCAUGAUGAUCAAUGUCUUUUUUAUAUAUAUGAUCCAUUUAAAUUUGGGAACCUUUUUUUCCCUGUUAUGGUUGAUUCAUGUGUUGUAUUGUACUGUAGAUCAUUUUUGGAUUUUGGAUAAUAAUAUUUUAUCUGGGAGGCUUUAGUUGGGCA